Molecule: messenger RNA, 3741 nt
Organism: Prunus armeniaca (apricot)
Lineage: Eukaryota; Viridiplantae; Streptophyta; Magnoliopsida; Rosales; Rosaceae
Source: the annotation of a GenBank genome assembly
AUGGGGCUCAACAAAAGCAUGUUUCGCUAUGCAGACGGCACGGACAAGCUGUUGAUGUUGUUUGGGACUUUAGGCAGCAUUGGUGAUGGACUGCAGAACCCUCUCAUGAUGUACAUUCUCAGUGAGGUUAUCAAUUCUUAUGGAAGUGCUAAUGGAGGUUUGACAAAUGCUGAUGUAGACAAGUUUGCACUCAGGCUCUUCUAUGUUGCCAUUGGAGUUGGACUUGCAGCAUUUGUUGAAGGGUUAUGUUGGACACGAACUGCAGAGAGGCAGACUUCCAGAAUGCGAAAGGAAUAUCUGAAAUCUGUUCUUAGACAAGAAGUUUCCUUCUUUGACACCCAGACGGCCGGUUCUUCAACAACAUACCAAGUUAUCUCAAUCAUCUCCUCUGAUGCCAACGCAGUCCAAGUUGCCUUAUGCGAGAAGAUACCUGACUGCCUGACAUACAUGUCAACUUUCUUCUUCUGCCACAUAUUUGCCUUCAGACUGUCAUGGAGGUUGACGUUGGCUGCUAUGCCGCUUUCAAUCAUGUUCAUAGCUCCAGGACUUAUAUUUGGAAAGAUUCUGAUGGGCCUGGUAAUGAAGGGGAUUGAAGCUUAUGGAGUUGCAGGGGGAUUUGCCGAACAAGCAAUUUCUUCAGUAAGAACUGUAUACUCUUAUGUUGCAGAAAAUCAGACACUAAAUAGGUUCAGCACUUCACUUCAGAAAGUUACUAAACUUGGAAUCAAGGUAGGUCUUGUAAAGGGAUUGCUGAUGGGAAGCAUGGGAAUCAUUUAUAUCGGUUGGGGGUUUCAGGCUUGGGUUGGCACUUAUUUGGUUACUCAGAAAGGAGAAGAUGGUGGGCAUGUUUUUGUAGCCGGUUUCAAUGUCCUCAUGGGAGGCCUGAGUAUUUUAAGUGCUCUCCCAAACUUGACUGCUAUCACAGAGGCAUUGGCAGCUACAACUCGAAUUCUUGAAAUGAUUGAUCGUGUUCCUAGUAUUGACAGUGAAGACAGAAAAGGGAAGGCUUUAUCACAUGUCAGAGGAGAAAUAGAAUUCCAAGACAUUUACUUCAGUUACCCAUCAAGACCUGAUACCUCAGUCUUACAAGGCUUGAAUCUUAAGGUUCCAGCCGGUAAGAGUGUAGGUCUAGUUGGGGGCAGUGGUUCUGGCAAGUCAACAAUCAUUGCAUUGCUUGAGAGAUUUUAUGACCCUAUUGAAGGAGAAAUACUCUUGGAUGGACACAAAAUUAGAAGACUUCAGGCAAAAUGGUUGAGAUCCCAAAUGGGUCUGGUUAAUCAGGAACCUGUUCUGUUUGCAACUUCCUUAAAAGAGAACAUCCUUUUUGGAAAGGAAGGAGCUUCAAUGGAAGAAGUAAUAAACGCGGCUAAAGCUGCAAAUGCACAUGACUUCAUUGUUAAAUUACCAGACGGAUAUGAAACUCAAGCUGGUCAAUUUGGGUUCCAACUUUCUGGCGGGCAAAAGCAGCGAAUUGCUAUAGCAAGAGCUCUGCUAAGGGAUCCAAAAAUCCUACUUCUUGAUGAAGCAACUAGUGCACUGGAUGCACAGUCUGAAAGAGUAGUGCAGGAGGCAAUUGAUCAGGCGUCAAAAGGGAGGACAACAAUCAUAAUUGCCCACCGCCUUUCUACAAUCCGAACAGCAAAUUUGAUUGUGGUUCUUCAAGCUGGGAAAGUAGUUGAAUCAGGCUCACACAAUGAGCUGAUGCAAAUGAAGGGGGAGCAGGGAGGUGAAUACUUCAAGAUGGUACAAAUGCAGCAGAUGGCAAGCCAAAAUGAGGCUGCUGAUGAUUAUGAAAAACCUCGCCGUAGGAGGAGCGUUACACCAAGCCCCAUUAGUUACAGAUCAACUGCUCCUUCUCCAGCGUUCAACCCCACAGCUAUGUCUAUGUCCAUGGGGACACCCUACUCCUUCUCUGUCCAAUAUGAUCCUGAUGAUGAAAGUGAUGAUGAAGACUUCAAGCGCCCAACUUAUCCUCCUCCUUCACAAUGGCGUUUGCUGAAAAUGAAUGCACCAGAAUGGGGACAAGCCUUACUUGGAUGCUUGGGUGCAAUAGGUUCUGGGGCAGUACAACCUAUAAACGCCUACUGUGUCGGAUCACUUAUAUCGGUUUACUUCCUCCAGGACAAAUCUGAAAUUAAGUCCCAAUCCAGGGUCUUGUCCCUUGUUUUCUUAGGCAUUGGUGUUUUCAACUUCUUCACCAAUCUCCUCCAACACUACAAUUUUGCAAUCAUGGGAGAAAAGUUGACCACAAGGGUAAGAGAGCAACUACUUGAAAAGCUGAUGACUUUUGAGAUUGGGUGGUAUGAUCAAGAUGAGAACACAAGUGCAGCCAUUUGUGCAAGGUUAGCCACUGAAGUAAACAUGGUUCGAUCUCUUGUUGGGGACAGGAUGUCAUUGCUGGUCCAAGCAGUUUUCGGGGCUACCUUUGCUUAUGCAGUAGGACUUGUGCUGACAUGGAGGCUAGCCCUUGUGAUGAUAGCAGUGCAGCCAAUAGUCAUUGGGAGCUUUUAUGCAAGGAGUAUCUUAAUGAAGAGUAUGGGAGAAAAAGCCCGGAAAGCUCAAAAGCAAGGAAGCCAAUUGGCAAGCGAAGCUGUCAUCAACCACAGAACUAUAACUGCCUUUUCUUCUCAGAAAAGAAUUUUGGGGCUGUUUAGUGCAACCUUGAAAGGUCCUAAGAAGGAGAGUAUCAAACAGUCCUAUGUUUCGGGUGCUGGCUUGUUUAGCUCCCAAUUCUUCAACACUGCUGCUACAGCUUUAGCUUACUGGUAUGGUGGGAGGCUACUGGUGCUGGAGGAGAUAACUCCAAAGCAUCUAUUUCAGGCUUUUUUGAUACUUCUAUUUACCGCUUAUAUCAUUGCAGAAGCUGGAAGCAUGACUUCUGAUAUAUCUAAAGGAAACAGUGCCAUUCAAUCGGUGUUUGCCAUUUUAGAUAGGAAAAGUGAGAUCGAUCCGGAUAACAAAUGGGGACUGGAAAUUAAGAGGAGGAUAAAGGGUCAUGUCGAGUUCAGAAAUGUUUUUUUUUCAUAUCCAACAAGACCUGACCAGAUGAUACUGAAAGGACUGAGCCUCAGAAUUGAUGCAGGCAAGACAGUGGCACUAGUGGGGCAGAGUGGUUCUGGAAAAUCCACCAUUAUUGGGCUCAUUGAGAGGUUUUAUGAUCCAAUGAAGGGAUCAGUCUGUAUAGAUGAACAGGAUAUUAAAAACUAUAACUUGAGAAUGUUGAGGUCACAUAUAGCAUUGGUAAGUCAGGAGCCUACCCUGUUUGCUGGAACUGUCCGUGAAAAUAUUGCAUACGGUAAAGAGAACGCAAAAGAAUCUGACAUCAAGAGGGCUGCAGUUCUGGCCAAUGCACAUGAAUUCAUAAGUGGAAUGGAUAAUGGUUAUGAUACAUAUUGUGGAGAGAGAGGAGUUCAGCUAUCAGGAGGUCAGAAACAAAGGAUUGCAAUAGCUCGGGCAAUACUGAAGAAACCGUCAAUCCUCCUACUGGAUGAGGCUACCAGCGCGCUUGAUAGCGUGUCGGAGAAGGCAGUUCAAGAAGCGCUCGAGAAGAUGAUGGUCAGUAGAACAUGUAUAGUCAUUGCUCACCGGCUAUCCACGAUACAGAAGGCCAACUCCAUUGCUGUGAUCAAGAAUGGUAAGGUUGCAGAACAAGGUUCACACAAUGAAUUGAUUUCCUUGGGACGCAACGGAGCAUACUACUCUCUGAUAAAACUACAGACUGGUAAUUCACCUCCCAGGUAA